Messenger RNA from Biomphalaria glabrata, 1259 nucleotides. RefSeq names its product carbonyl reductase [NADPH] 3-like. The coding region runs from base 86 to 946 and encodes 286 amino acids. The record is from RefSeq and is a predicted model, not a curated record. NCBI's taxonomy places the organism in Eukaryota, Metazoa, Mollusca, Gastropoda, Planorbidae. Gene Ontology annotation, molecular function: carbonyl reductase (NADPH) activity. The transcript is spliced from 8 exons.
UUCGAUUACGAGUACAUUGGCUAAACGAUACCAAACCAAUACAUCGUCUGCUGGGGUUUCUUUAAAUCAAGGAUCGGAGAAAACAAUGGAGAAGCGUGUUGCUGUGGUAACAGGAGCUAAUAAAGGCAUUGGAUUUGGAUUAGUUAAAGCUUUGUGUCAAAUGUUUGAAGGAGAUGUUAUUUUAACAGCUCGUGAUGUACUUAGAGGGAAAUCAGCUGUAGAGAGUUUAACUCUUGAAGGCCUACAUCCAAAGUUUCAUCAGCUGGACGUUGCUGACAUCGACAGUAUUGUCCGUUUAAAGGUAUACCUUACAGAAAACUAUGGCGGACUGGAUAUACUUAUCAACAAUGCUGGAAUCUACAGGAAUGUGACGACGGAGGACGCGAAAAGUUUCGCUGAGAACGUUGAGGACGUCAUUGAAAUCAACUACUUUGGCAGCGUCAACUGUUUCACAGUUCUUCGCCCACUGCUGAGACCUCAUGCAAGGGUGUGUAAUGUGUCCAGUAUGUAUGCCCCUUUGACGAUUAAGAAAUGUUCAUCUUAUAUAGUGUCCAAGCUGAUUGACCCUGGGAUCACGUUGGAUCAACUCUCGGCAGUAAUGAAGGACUAUGUUCAAUCUGCUAAAGAUGGCAGCUAUCUAGAACGAGGUUAUACCGAUGAAAUGUAUGGGUUUUCUAAAGUAGGCCUCAGCGUUGCCACGGCCGUACAGCAAAGAGAAUUGGAUACUUCUGGUGCUGUGGAUGUGCUGGUGAACUCGUGCUGUCCUGGUUACGUCAAGACGGACAUGAACAAGCUUUGUGGUCAUUUAACCGUGGAAGAAGGUAUUGUAAAUCCUCUGUACUGUGUAAUGCUACCGCCUAAUGUGAACAGCCCCAGAGGUCAAAUGUUACGAAACAAAGAGCCUUUUGAUUGGGUGAAUUAUCCAAUGAAGUCAAUCGAGAACUAGCUACUAAAGUGAAACACUAUUUAAAAUACAACCAAAAUGUAUUUUCAAGUUGAUAUUUUGGAUUUUCGGCAGAUCGGCACACUUUAGGCCAUUUCGUGCACAUAAUCCCUUAAGGGUUACUUCCCCUUUAUAGGUAAAGUGCAGUAUUUUCAAGAUUUUUUUUUUGACAAAUUAUCUUAGAAAAAGAUGCGUACCUCCUUUGUAUAUUGGCCUAGUAACAAAAAUCUCUGUAAACUUAUAUACUGUCAUGUGUGCUCUUUAUAAAAGUUAAAAUUCUCUAAGCACUUGUAGCAUACACUAUUGUGUGACUAUU